AGCACACAAAUCUGCAAGCAAAGCAAGCUCUCCUCUGCUUCAGCUACCAAACUCAGAAAGACAGAGAUGGCGGCGGUGGAUGUGGGAGCCGGAGAAGUUCGGAGGAAGAGGGUGGAGUUUCACCCUUCCGUCUGGAACGAUUUCUUCGCCCGCCCCGAUAAUCAUUCUCCGAUGAAAAGUGGAUGGAGGGAAGACGCUGAGCAAUUGAAGGAAGAAGUGAGGGAGAUGCUAAGAGGAGUUGCCGCGGCGGCGACGAAGACGAACUUGGAGAUUAUUGAUGCCGUGCAGAGGCUGGGCAUUGAUUACCAUUUCGAAUCUGAAAUCGAAGCAGCUCUGCUUAAGAUCUCCGGCGAUGCUGCCGCCGACGAUGAUACUGAUGAUGACUUGUACACUGUUUCCCUCCGAUUCCGGCUCCUCAGACAGCAGGGUUACCGCAUUGAUCCCACCCAUGUGUUGAGAAAAUUCAUAGACGAGAAUGGGAAUUUCAAACAAGAUCUCAAAAACGACGCCAGAGGACUGCUGAGCUUGUACGAAGCUGCUUACUACAGAAUAAAUAAUGGGGAACAAAUAUUGGAUGAAGCUCUCGAGUUCGCCAGGACUCACCUUGAUCCCAUUAGCCAAGUGGACUCACCUUUGGGUACUCAAGUGAAGCACUCCUUAAAGUGGCCCAUUUUAAAGGGUUUGCCCAUAAGAGAGUCCAAGCAUUUCAUAUCCAUCUACCAGCAGGACCAGGCCCACAAUGAAGUCAUCCUAAAGCUAGGCAAGCUAGACUUCAACUUGGUCCAGAAACUGCACCAACAUGAGCUCAUGAUUCUCACCAAGUGGUGGAUGGAUCUGGAUACCGAAACUACGCUUCCAUUUGCACGAGAUCGAGUGAUAGAGUGCUACAUGUGGCCGUUGGGAGGAUUUCUGAAGCCUGAUUACACGGUCGGAAGAAUCUUUGUCACCAAAAUCACUCAACUUGUCUCCGUCCUGGAUGACAUCUUCGAUGUCCACGGUACCAUCGACGAGCUCGAAUGUGUCGUCAAUGUGAUCGAAAGGUGGGAGAUCACCGAUGAGGACGACAAGGUUCCCGAUUACUUCGAGUUCUGGUUCAAGACAUUGCUUGGCGUGUUUGCUGAAAUAGAGGCUCAUGUGUCCAAUGAAGGGAGGUUGUUCUGUAUGGACUAUGCCAAAGAAGCGGUGAAACAUAUAGUGAGAGCGUUCAUAAAGGAAGCAAGGUGGUACGAUGCAGGCUAUGUGGCAACAAUGGAGGAAAAUCUACCAAAUGGUUAUACCAGCAUCGGCUAUCCCCUUGCCAUUACCGUUAUCUACUGUGGGAUGGGAGAAGUUGCCUCCAAAGAGGUCUUCGAGUGGCUGUUCAGCCAGCCCAAGAUCCUCGUCGCCGGUUCUACCAUUGCUCGGCUCAUGGAUGACAUUGUCUCCCACGAGUUUGAGCAAGAGAGAGGACAUGUGGCUUCGUCCGUCGAGUGUUACAUAAAACAGUAUGGUGUGUCCAAGGAAAAGGCACAUUCGGAGCUGAACAAGCUGGUGGAGAAACUGUGGAGAGACAUGAACGAAGAACUGUUGCGGCCUCUGCUGGCUCCGAUGCCUGCUCUGAAGACAAUACUCAACAAGGUGCGAGUCAUGGACUUGUUGUACAAGGACGAGGACACUUACACGGAUUCCAAGACUGUCAUGAAAGAGUUACUCACUUACAUCUUAGUGGAUCCCGUGCCUCUGUGAAGUAAUUGUGUUUGUGUUUGCUAGCAAUCUUCUAGGUUGGUGUGUCCGUCGAAUCGGUCGUGCCUCUGAAAUAAUUGUGUGUUUGUGUUUGCUAGAAAUGUUCUGGGUGGGUGUGUCAGUCGAAUCGAUUGUGAUUUCUAGUUGAGUUUUGUUAAACUAUAAUAAGCUAGAGGACGCCCAACUAUACGGUGUAGUUGGUAGAGUCUAGGCAUGUGUGACAAUUUGAUUGUUUUCUUAUGUUGUGGUCGUUGGUGAAAUAUAUAUACACCAUUGCUAAGUAAGAGGUUGAAAAAACUCUCUCUUUCUAGAACAUACUUAUUUCUUCAUUUCUAAAUUCUACAAAUAUCUACUUAAGCAUUUGAGUAUUGACAACCUUGAAAAUCUCAAGUAUCUUCUCUUACCUAAUUAAAGUCGAUUCAUCAA
Messenger RNA from Linum trigynum, 2148 nucleotides. The record is from the annotation of a GenBank genome assembly. Lineage: Eukaryota; Viridiplantae; Streptophyta; Magnoliopsida; Malpighiales; Linaceae.